This is a messenger RNA of Schistocerca americana (American grasshopper), 1572 nucleotides long. RefSeq names its product fatty acid-binding protein, muscle-like. Gene Ontology annotation, molecular function: lipid binding. Lineage: Eukaryota; Metazoa; Arthropoda; Insecta; Orthoptera; Acrididae. The coding region runs from base 6 to 425 and encodes 139 amino acids. The record is from RefSeq and is a predicted model, not a curated record. The transcript is spliced from 3 exons.
CCGCAAUGGAGAAGAUUUCUGGCAUCACGUACAAGCUGGAUGUUGACAGCCAGGAAAACAUGGAGGACUUGCUGUACGCCUACGGCAUCCACGACCUGGAGGUGAUCCGGAACGCGGUGACGCUGGACUCGACGUUCAUGCUGACGGUGGAGGGCGACCGCUUCACGCAGACCUCGCAGACGGGCGACUGGAAGGAGUCCUUCUCGUACCGGCUGGGCGAGCCCUUCGACCAGGUGGCGUACAACGGUGUCAAGAUCCGCAGCGUCAUCACGGCAGUGGGCCCUACGACACACUGCCACGUCCAGGACUACGAGGACGGCUUGCAGAUGAAAAUAGAGAAGUGCUUCAGCCCCGAGAAGCUCGUCCUGACUCUCACCCUCAAGGAUAUCGUCGCAAGGCGAGAAUACCUCGCUGUAAAUAAGUGACAUUCAGUUACUAAAAUCUCAAGAACCACUUGAAAUUGAAUUUUCUUGAAGACAUUUUAAGUUUUAAAAGCAGUAGACCUGAGUUCUCCAACACGGCUACUAUGACGUGGCGUGGUGUGAUCUGCUCACAAAGUCAGUGCGAUCUGUGCAAUGUGAUUGCAUCUCAACGUCUUUUGUUGUUAUGGGUUACACUAAGAAUGCUAAUCGGCAAGUGAGGUGGUCUACUCGAAGAUUAGUGCCUAAGCGCCUGCAAGGAAGAACUGAACAUUAAUGAGCGUCGUACAGCUUCGGUCCUUCAUCGAUGGAGUUAUCUUCGUUUAUCCAUUGUAAUUCAUUGUGCUCGACAUCUGCAGUGACACAGACGCGCAACCCACUGUUUCACCUGAGAGCCAGAAAAACUGAUGCAACAUAGACGCUAGACUAAAAAUGUGCAGUAUGUCGAAUAGUCAUCAAAUAAUAAGUACUCGAUAAUGUUAAUCGACUGUGAACACUUAGUCUAACGUAAACUAAAAAAAGUACGGGGACAUUUGAACGAGGCUAUAGGAGUGCAAUAACACUGUCAUACUGUGUAUACUCAGGCUCGCUGUGGUGAAAGUGGAACAUGAACUAUAGGGCUGAAUAAUGCUACUACCUCUGGUUCCGACGGCUUUGAACAAGAGAUGCAAUCAAAGUAAACGUCAUCACUGAAAUGAAAUUAAUUGAGUUAGAACGUACUACUAUACGAAAUUAAACUAGGUGAAUUGGUUUACUACAUGAGCUAUCACAACCCAGUUGAUAACUUCAUUGAAAAUACUCUCUGUAAUGCGUGUUAUUACAGUAUGAAUAGCAUGCUUCUAUGAAACUUAUUGACAAUCACCAUUAAUAAACAGUGUACUAACAGUCAGUAGAAAUAUCACUUUUGACUAACGUUAACUCGACUAAUUACGUUGAAGAGUUCCUAGUCUAUUAGCACAGAUGCUUCACCUAAGUGGAUAAAAUAAAGUUGCAAGUAAAUUAUUAAAACUGGAGUUCAACAACAGAAAAUUUGAUAUUGUUAAUUACGUUGUACGCUGUAACUAGCAUAAGUAUUUUCUGCAAAGUUCCUUUAAUGCAUAGUAUUUGUUACAUUCAGUAUCUGUUAAUGGAAAUUAAACUGAAUAAUACUAAA